AUGGCAAUGAGCGAACGUUGGCAAGUCCAAGUUCUCGCCAUUGCGAAGAGGAUAGAAAGCGUGAGUCACCGACCACAUCUCACAAGCCACAAGUUUGCGAAUCUUGACGGUGGUGAUCGAACGUCGUUCACCAACGAAACUUGUCCAAAAGUCUCCAAUAACGUCCCGCGUAGUGCGAGAGUCGGCGCACUUGAUCGUCGGACGAUGGACGAAACAGUCGAACUAACUCGGCGGGUUAGGUCGUCAUGGUCGAACUUGCCCGUCGGUCCAUUCUGA
Messenger RNA from Ramularia collo-cygni, 276 nucleotides. RefSeq lists its product as uncharacterized. The coding region runs from base 1 to 276 and encodes 91 amino acids. NCBI's taxonomy places the organism in Eukaryota, Fungi, Ascomycota, Dothideomycetes, Mycosphaerellales, Mycosphaerellaceae. The record is from RefSeq and is a predicted model, not a curated record. The transcript is spliced from 3 exons.